Drosophila grimshawi is the source of this 1028-nucleotide messenger RNA. Its product is annotated as putative SERF-like protein. The transcript has 4 exons. The coding region runs from base 232 to 423 and encodes 63 amino acids. Gene Ontology annotation, cellular component: cytosol. The record is from RefSeq and is a predicted model, not a curated record. Lineage: Eukaryota; Metazoa; Arthropoda; Insecta; Diptera; Drosophilidae.
CAGCGAUUUGAGGAAUUUCAGUAAUAUUAUAACCACUAAAUGCGAUUUCAAUUAUAGUUUUUUUUAAUAAAAAUGAACUCAGUAUCGAAACUGCUUCACACUGCUGCUGACGUUUAACAGUAAGACAGCGAGAUAUAAAACAACAAAUUUUAAUUCUAAGGGACAAAAAAUAUUCAACACUUGGGUCAAAAUUAUAUAAACAAAGAAGCUGCCCAACAAGGAGCACACAAAAUGACACGCGGCAAUCAACGAGACCUGGCCCGCGCCAAGAACCAAAAGAAGCUGGCCGAUCAGACCAAAGGCAAGCGAACCGAUGACCUCACCGUGGAGCAACGUAAAGCCAGGGACGCUGAACUGAUGCGGGAGAAGCAAAAGAAAAAGGAACAAGAUGCUGCAGCUGCUGCUGCUGCCAAAAGUAAAUAGAGAAGUGGAAAAAGAGGUUUAUUCCAGUUUACAGACAUCCAUCAGCUAGAAGAGCCAGCGUACACACAAAUCCGUGCAGUCGUCGUAGGGUCACUCAAACAGUUUCGUUAGGCAUAGGCAGAUAUAUAUAUAUAUAAAGCAAACAAGAUCACAGCACAAGCAACAGUCGCAAUCCGGCGAUCUACAAAUCGAUCGACUCCUGGAUUAGUCAAUGUAAAUCAAUUGGUUAAAUUGCGCUACAAAAAAAAAAGUGAACGAUUAUCAAUAGUUAGGCAUCCCAACAGAAAAAGGCUCGUUUUCGUUAAUGUUAUGCAACACUGGUAAACAGUUUUCAAUAUGAUUUCUCUAUAUUUACCUGACUAAAUUAUUUUCUGUGUGAAAUAUAUAAAUUUUCAAAUAAAACAUAUGUAAAACAAUAUACAGCCAAAAACUACCAAAAUAUAUGUCGCUAAAUAAUUGUGUAUUGUAAUUUUGUAAUUUUGUACCUAAGUAAAACAAUAGCUCUUAAAUUGAUAUUAAGUGGUCGAGAGAGAAAAUCGGAUUGAAAUUGCAUACAAAAAAAUAAACAAAGCAGAUCUUAUGUGUACCUUCGUAUACCUUUUAAA